AUGAGAUCUACUACAGCCGGACUCUUCCUUGCGCUAUCUGUCCCUGCCGUAAUGGCCACUACCCAUACGAUGUGCUAUAACUACUUCCUGAAGAAAGACGGAUGUGUUUUCUCUGCCGCAGCGUCUGACCAAAGAUGUCCUGCUCCACCUAAAGAGCACACUUCGCCAGUCCAAGCGUUUGAUAUGCCUUCCCAGUCCAACUUGGCCAAGCGCAGCGAGAACCGCCGUUUGGAGCGCCGAUAUGACACCACCAGACCAAGCUUUGCGGUCGCGGGUGGGGAAGGUAUCUGUGGCUUUUACAACUCCACCACUGAUCUUGGCGUGUGCCUCUGGAGCGGGCCAGAGCAAAAUAACCCGACCGUGGAAACAGCUGGAUGGCUUAACGGGUUGAAAACCUCCAACUGCGGGAAGAGAGUGUAUAUUCAAAGGAAAGGGCAGCCCGAAACAGUCCAGUUUGUGAAAGUUCUCGAUGGCUGCAGCUUCGGCACCAAAGAACUCGAUCCGGGAUGCUUCGACAUUGCUCUUACUAUCGAGCUCUUCAACCGAUUCAAGCCCACCCCUCAAGAACAGAAAGAUGGUCUCAUCUACGGAGGAUUGACUUGGGACUUUGAUAACCUUGAAAACACCCAUACCCAGCAGGCCCCGGUCUGA
Puccinia triticina is the source of this 651-nucleotide messenger RNA. RefSeq lists its product as uncharacterized. The transcript is spliced from 9 exons. Lineage: Eukaryota; Fungi; Basidiomycota; Pucciniomycetes; Pucciniales; Pucciniaceae. The record is from RefSeq and is a predicted model, not a curated record. Bases 1 to 651 code for a protein of 216 amino acids.